AGGGGCCGGGCGGCGCCGCCGUCUUAAGGCAGCGGGGCCGGGGGCGGCCCGGGGGUAGCGGCGGCGGCUGGGGAGCGGCCUCAUGCACUGCGCCAGAGUAUUAGACUAUUUUCCUCACAAACAAGUGAUGGCUGUGGAUGUAGCAAUGCAGCUGUACCUGUGCUCUUCACCCCUGCGAAGAGAGGGGUGUGCCUGCAAAAUUGCUCCAAAGCCAAACAAGCCAUUGCGGCCGUGCAUCCAGCUGAACAGCAAGGCGGUGCUGACUGGACCAGAAGAGGCAGCAAACUCCUUCACACACAACAAAGUGAAGAAGAAGGUGUCGUUUGCGGACAGUAGAGGCUUUGCUCUGACGAUGGUGAAGGUGUUCUCGGAGUUUGAUGAUCCCCUCGAUAUUCCUUUCAACAUCACCGAGCUGAUUGACAACAUUGUGGGUCUGACAACGGUGGAGAGGGACAGCUUUGUCCUGGAUUUUGUUCAGCCUUCUGCGGACUACCUGGACUUCAGAAACCGUCUCCAGACGGACUGUGUGUGCCUUGAAAACUGUAUGUUGAAGGAGCGGUCUGUUGUGGGCACAGUGAAAGUGAAGAAUCUGGCUUUUGAAAAGAGCGUGAGGAUCAGGAUGACAUUUGACACCUGGAAAAACUUUGUAGACUACCCAUGCCAGUAUGUCAAGGAUACAUAUGGAGGGUCAGAUCGGGACACGUUUUCCUUUGACAUCAGCUUGCCUGAGGGAAUUCAAUCCCAUGAAAGAGUUGAGUUUGCCAUCUCCUUUGAGUGUAAUGGCAAAGUGUACUGGGACAGCAACAGAGGCACAAACUACCGGAUCAUACGGUCGGAACUGAAGUCUGCCCAGGAAGCCAUUUGCCCCCCGCGUGGCCCUGACUUUGGCAGUGCCUUUGACCAGUUUGGGAGCCCUCGCUGUUCCUAUGGCCUGUUCCCUGAGUGGCCAAGCUAUUCAGGCUACGAGAAGUUGGGGCCUUACUAUUGACCUGAAGGCAAAGUUCUGACUGCUGCUGGCGUGUCUGCAGGCCUGGGAGCCCAUCUGAAUAUGCGUUGAAAGGUGGAAGAAGUGAGGCUCCACGGAGCUCCGCGUAAGCCUCCCAGCAAAAGUGCAGUGCUCUGCUGGCGGCUGGCUUAUAAUCAGGGACACACCUCCAGUGUAAUGGGCUGCCUUCCCUGCCUGAAGUCAGAUAACUGGCUCUCCAGAUGCUCAAAGGAACAGGAGACGUUGCUUGCCUGUCUGUUCAGUGCUGCUACUCCUUCCUCUUCUGUAAAGCUGCUACUCUCCAGGGAAACACUACAGUGCUUGUAUUGUCUGCCUAAGCUACGUAGUGAUGGCUGGCUUGUGUUGCUUGCUAGUUUUUUUUUUUUUUUUCAGAAUAUGUUCUAGUAUAUAUUUUUUUUAAAGUGUGCUGUACUUCAGCUGCAGGGUUCUCCUUGCAAAGCUGGCCUGUGCCUGUCAGGAAAUUAGGAAGUGGUUGGCUUGUGGGGAACAGUCAUCUUCUCAUGCACUUCCUCAUGCGAGGUCCUUUCUGCUCGAGGCAAGAAGGGUAUUUUUGGAAGUGAAAAGACAACUGAUGGUAAGAGAUGUAACUUGCAGCCUGCUGUAUUAGGAGACAUAUGUGCCUGUGGGAGAGAAUCUGAUAUGCUUAGUCACCAGUUUUAUCAGCUGAUCUUGAAAAGCUUUCCUCAUAUGCUCGAUGUUACCAAAAAUAGAGAUUAGCUGUAGCUGUGUGGUGCCUGUAACACAGCAGUGGGUUGACAGUUCUGACUGCCUUCUUUAAAAACCUUCCCAUCUUUCAAUCACAAGUGACCAAUGAUGCUUUUUUCCCCUCGAUGGACAUCUGAAAUCAGCUCCUGGCCUUGCUGGGCCCCGAGAAUGCAAGUACUUCCUUCUGUGAACUGUAUGGCAGAGUUUUGCUCAGCCUAGGAUGGCUGGGGCCUGGGGGCUGUGCUCAGGUGCUGUGGGAGCUAAACACAGAGCGCAGCUACUCUGCCACAUCCCGUUAAGGAAAAAGUGACUGUAAUAUGCCUACUGUGGUGGAAGUGCCUUGACUGAGAACAUGGUGGCACGCAUGGUCUCAGCAAGGGUUUGAGAUAAACAGGCUUUGGAGGAGAUGUUGCCUCUUUUUAUGAUCCAGUGGUUUGUUACUCCGUGCCAUGGACUACUUGGUAGCUAAUGGAGUGAUGGGGCUCACUCGCAAGGAUGCUGUGGCUGUGCUGGAAGGACAUUAACAUGCUGUACUGCCCUCACUGCUCUAGUAGCUGCUGCCGUUUCAACCCGUUGAGUGCCCAAGCUUUGUGCUGUGCUCACCGUAAGAAGAUGAGGUGGCCAGCUUGUGUGGUGCUAACAGCCUCACACGGCUUCUUGCAUUACUAGUUGGGCAGAAAAACUUAAUCCCUCAUCUCAAAGGGAGGGUGCUGAAUAGUUAGUAGACAUAGAGGUCAAGGGAAUCUUACUCUUCCUAGUGCAUAAGCUUUAUAAGACUUUGGGGUGUCUAUAGUAGCCUCCGGAUGGCUGGAGCGUGGGCUAGACUACUUGUUAACUUUCUAAACCUAGCUUUUAGUUCUGGAGACUGCUGCAUAAAUUACUUCAGCUGUUUUACCCUAACCUGGAAGGGAUACAAUGAUCGCUGUCGGAUGCUGGAAGGAACAAAAGAGCUUGCAGGAAGAAUAGCUAGCUUUCAACUGCUGCCUUCUCAGAACCUGACAUCAGUGCCUGUUAUCACUCUGAUCACUCAUUCCAGGUGGUAAAUCUGCUUGCUAGCCCAGAGCUCGUCAGGUUUGGUUCCUCUCUUCAAAUAGCUUCCUGAGUCAGCUCUUCUAGCCUGUGUCUGGUGUCUCUUGGAGGGACUGUUGCCUAGCUUGGUUCGAACCUGUUUUUAAACUUAAGUCUGAGUGACACUUUUUUUUUUGAUGUAGUGUAUGAUGUUAAUGCUGUAAGACACUGUAGAGAAGUCGUGCUCUCCGGGCGUGCUCUCAUGCCUACAGAGGGCAGUUUGUGGGCUGAAACAAGGCAUGUAUGUUUGGGUGCUGCGGAUGGUGGUAUCUCCUUUGGGGCCUGUGUGCUUUCAGGCUGUGGAAGCGGUGUGCUUAGGGAAUAGAAUGGAAGAUAAGCUAGAAGAGCAAUACCGUAAGUAAAAGCUAGGCUGGGAACUGACUGUUUGACCAAUAGUAGUUCAAAAAUACUACUUGUGGCCUUUCCCCUCUUCCCUUUCUCCGUUGCCAAUGUGAACAUAGAGGUAAGGGGUUGCUCUCCUCACUCUAUGCCUGGAAGUGCCUUGUGGGUUUUGUGCAUGUUUGUUUUUAAAAGAUAUUUUUGUACACAACAUUCAAGUGGAAAAUGCACUUUAUAAUUGCAAUGUAAUGAGUCUUUUAAAACCGUGGUUCUGUUUUUAUCUGAUUGUUAAAAUAAAGGUGAAACAAUGUUAG
Molecule: messenger RNA, 3432 nt
Organism: Cygnus atratus (black swan)
Lineage: Eukaryota; Metazoa; Chordata; Aves; Anseriformes; Anatidae
Gene: PPP1R3B
Product: protein phosphatase 1 regulatory subunit 3B
Exons: 2
Coding region: 83-988 (301 amino acids)
Biological process (GO): regulation of glycogen biosynthetic process
Cellular component (GO): protein phosphatase type 1 complex
Molecular function (GO): glycogen binding; protein phosphatase 1 binding
Source: RefSeq, a predicted model, not a curated record